Molecule: messenger RNA, 936 nt
Organism: Penaeus vannamei (Pacific white shrimp)
Lineage: Eukaryota; Metazoa; Arthropoda; Malacostraca; Decapoda; Penaeidae
Source: RefSeq, a predicted model, not a curated record
AUGGUCAGUGAAAUUACUUUGGGGAGUAUGAGUAUUGAGACCUUAAAAACCUCUGAAACAGUAACUUUAAUCGAAAAAUUCCUUACAGGAGAUAUAAAUUCAGCUCUUGCAAAGAUUGAAGCUACUCAAAUAAGUGAAUUUUUAAAUAGUCUGACUACAGUAAAGGCGUCUGUGUCGGCAGAUAUUAAGAGCAAAGAAUCUAAAACUGCAACAAUGAGUUCCUUUAACAUCGCAGAAGAAACAAGUAAUACCUUGAACACCUUAAAAAGUAGCAUCAACAGGAUGUCUAGUAAGAAGGGAAGUAGCGACAUAGCUGAUCUCUUUGCGGAACUAGAGGCCUCAUUAAAGAAAGUGACAAAUGUAUUCUUAGUAUCAAACGAACUUCUUUCUGAAAUUAGAACCAUCACUUUCCAAUUAAGUGCUGCCAGCACAUCUGAAGGAGAUACUGAUAUUGGGGAUGUGACUGAUUUAUUGACUACUAUUGAUUCAGUCCAAAGUAUAGUUCAGACUGCAGCAUCGUCUCAGUCAGCUUUCUUGACAGCCAUGGAGACAAGAGAUGGUAAUGGAGGAGACAUUGGUGGUACGGAUGGAGACACAGGUGGCACUGGUGGAGACACUGGUGGUGCGGGUGGAGACACAGGUGGCACUGGUGGAGACACAGGUGGCACUGGUGGAGACACUGGUGGUGCUGGUGGAGACACUGGUGGUGCUGGUGGAGACACUGGUGGUGCUGGUGGAGACACAGAUGAUGAAAUUGGGUCAUCAUUUGGGUUGCCAUUGUUCUCAGAUGUAAUUAUCCCAGAGAGUACUUUGAGAAUAACACAACAAGCCUUUAUAAGCUCACAGUUAAAACAGCUCAUGGGAGAUGUAAUGACAGAGCUUGAAGCCCUAAAGAAUGGUGGUGGUUCUGGGAGUUCAGGGUGGGAUGAGAAAUGA